This is a messenger RNA of Geodia barretti, 1615 nucleotides long. The record is from the annotation of a GenBank genome assembly. Lineage: Eukaryota; Metazoa; Porifera; Demospongiae; Tetractinellida; Geodiidae.
AGCUCACGCGACCCACGUGUGACUGCAGCUUUGACAAAAUAAUGGACUUUGAAACGGAGAAAGUGAAGCAUAUCCAGGCUGUCUUUACUUCUAAGCAUCAUAGGUUGAAGGUACCUGAUUCUCAGUUCUCCAUUCCGGUCUCGGCCAAUAGACGAGACCUGAGCAGUCUCAUAGCUCACUUUCUUGAGGGCUCUGGGAGUGAUAAUGAUGAUGGUGAAGCAGAGAGGGAAACAGAGUUCAUAAUCCGUGGAGACCUUCUCCGGUCCUCCUUGGAGAGCCAUCUUGCCAAUAAGACUGUCUCAUCAGAGGCGGUGAUAGAGAUAGAGGUGAUAGAGCGAAACCCUCCACCAAGACUGGCAGAUGUGUUUGACCACAAGGACUGGGUCAGUGGUGUCCACAUCAACACCCACUACAUUCUAACUGGGAGCUAUGACAGUACCGUCAGAAUUUGGACUCAUGAUGGCCAGAUGAAGUGCUCAGCUGAAGGCCACACUUCACCUGUGAAAGACGUAGUGUGGAUAUCUUCAGAUGCAUCUUCGUCAGACAGUGGCAGAGUUCUUUUUGCCAGUGCCUCUCAAGACCAGAACGUCCACAUUUGGAGUCUCGCUGAAAGUACUGCUGAACCUCAGGUGGAACAUCUGCAUACAUGUAAAGGCCAUGCCAGAUCGGUUGAGUCACUUGCCGUCAAUCCCAGCCAUGACAAGGUCGAGAAUUGUUACCCCCAUUAUGUAUGUACUGCAUCUGCACGUGCAAAAUAUUUGUUUAUAGCUGUGCAGUGUGUCUUGGGAUAAGAUGCUAAAGAUUUGGUCAGCCGUUCCUGAUGAUGUAAUGGUGGAUGAAGUGGAAAGUGAAGACCAGAUAGCGUUGAAGAGAGCAAAGAUAAACUCCAACCAAAGGCGGGCUACAACUCGGACUCCACUGCUGACACUGCAAGGCCACACCCAGCCAGUCUCCACUGUAGUAUGGCCGACAGGGGACGAGGUGCUGAGUGCUGGGAUGGACCACUGUAUACGUAUCUGGGACAUUGUGUCUGGAGUCAACAAAUCCACGCUGAAUGGACCAAAGGUGUUCCACUGUAUCCACCACAGUCAUCUGAACAGUCUGGUGGCCUCUGCCAACUCUGAUAAACUAGUUCGAUUAUGGGACACUCGUGCAGGAGAAUCUUCAAUGGUCCAGUCUGCCCUGGCAUCUCAUCAGGGCUGGGUGAUUGCUGUACAGUGGGCUCCAAAUAGAGAGCACCAGCUGCUGUCUGGAUCAUACGACAGUUCACUAAAAGUGUGGGAUAUUCGAAGCUCUAAACUUCCUCUGUUCACUAUCACUGCACAUGAAGGGAAAGUUCUUUGUCUCGACUGGACAUUUCCACAGCUACUUGCAAGUGGAGGAACAGACAGCAAGCUAAGAACAUUCAACUUUGUCUAAACAUUCGGUUUCAUACACACAUAAUUGUGAAUUUUUGUUUGUUGUGAUGUGAAUUCUCAAAAAGAAUUGCUCUGCCCUCAAGCUACACAUACAGUACAGUGUGCUUCAAGUAUAAUUAUAUCUAAUGGUUCUUGUGGUAUAAUUGUGUCCUUUACAGUGUGUUGUGAUUUUGAUGCAGAAGGAGAAGUAAAAUUUG